Molecule: messenger RNA, 2276 nt
Organism: Pogonomyrmex barbatus (red harvester ant)
Lineage: Eukaryota; Metazoa; Arthropoda; Insecta; Hymenoptera; Formicidae
Source: RefSeq, a predicted model, not a curated record
UUUUGAGUGCUUUAUGGGUAAACGUAGAGAGCAGUCGUGUUUUGGGUGUCGGAAAGGUUUACGAAAGGAAAACAAUUAAAAUCAGUUCUUGUUAGAGCUAGAGUAGAGAAGGGAUUUAGUAGUUAGACUUAGUGCAUAAUAUAAGCAGAAGAAAAGAGAGUCGAAGCCCCCGGGGACGAGCUAAAUUUUGUGUUAAAGUCAGGAAGGAGCAAAGGGAGGAUAAGAAACUCUUGAGUCUCAUACAGAAGCUCAGAGUCAGAAUGAGCAAUAAAAUGAACUGCGAUAGAGAAAAUAUGGCUUCAAAAAGAGCGGCUACAGAGGAAUUCCUGAAUGUAGCUCACGAACAAAGUCGGAUGGGACAAAAGGAUCAAGAACAAUGAACAACGAUGGAAGACAUAGAAACAAGCGAGGUGACGACUACGUCCCAAUUGAUCACUAGCCACUCACAACGCUUGAACAGUGGAAAAAUUUUAGACGCUGGCCCCUGUGAGCUAGUGAUCAAUCGGGACGUGGUCAAACGGGUGUCACUCAACAAGCGUACAGGUAAACGGUAAAGAAAGUGUGACACAUGUGGCGCAGGAGAAAGCGGUUAACAUGGCGAAAAAUGAUGCAAGAAGUGAUGAGGAAUUAUAGGAGGCUAAGAGAGGCCUAUGUUAACGAAAACAGAGUAUUAAAGCAUGUUAAUGAGAUCGACUUUUCACAAGAAAAUCCGCAGAAAAUCCGCUUUGACGAAAAUUGGGCGGACAAUUUUAAGGUUACAGUGAAGAUUUCAGACGGUCAUAACAUCACAAAGAAAAAUAGUAAUUUCUAUAAGAUUCUGUACAUCUUAAAAAAGAAGAAUAUUAAACUGCGAAAAAGCAUGAUGUUAAACUUUAGAUCAGGAAUGAUACAAUUUUUAAAUGCUACAGAGGCGAAUGCAGCGAUUAGCAAACUGAAUGAAGACUCGCCAACGACAAGAAUCUUAGCUAUUAUAGAGGAAAGGAAUACUUUUUUCAAGGGAGUGAUACCGAUGUAUGCAGAGAAUUUGGUGGAUUUGUUCGAAAAUAUUAUGUAUCCCGAGAUAAGAUAUUAUAAGAAUGGAAAGAUUGACAAGAAAAAGAUGGGAUGAAGCCAAUAAGAUUGAGACAUCGGUUGAUCAGCUUAUAAUUACUUUUAAAGGCAAUCAACCAAGAACAAAAUUAGAGGGAACACUUCUCAGUGCCAGUGAGACCAUUUGUGACGCCGAUAUUAUAAUGUUACAAGUGCUUUAGAUUUGACCAUAGAAAGAGUAAUUGCAAGAAUGAAGAGCGCUGCAUUAUAUGCGGCAGACAGGACAGAUGUAGAAACUGUCACAGAGAGCAUAGAUCCACGAACAAAAAAUGCUAUGCACAUGAGAGGAACCAGAAUCUACAUAUUAUUAUGGUUCAUCAUAAUGUAUCCUUCAGAGAGACUGUACAAAUACUAGAAGUAGAGGAAGAUAGACCGGCGCAAGUGUACGAUAGAUACGCUAGACCGGAUAAUUAGCCGUCUAUAUAGAGGCAAGGAAAAAGGAAAAGAGGAGAGCUCCACUCCAAUACAGAAAAGGGAUCCGAAAAGAAUAAAUUCGAUACCAAGAUCGAGAAGAAACAAGGGAAAGAGAUCUGGACAGAGGAAGUAGAGUGAACUUCGUAUCAUUCUUCGAAUAAUUCGGGAUUCUUACAGAUGAUAUCAAAGUCAAAAGCAAAGAAACGGAUAAACGGAUAGAAGAAAUAAAAAUAUUGAAUACUACAAUCAUUUUAAUUUGAGAGAAGGAGACAUCCUUCAGUAAGGACAGUAAGAACAAGAGAGGCAUGGCAAUACAGAAAGUAAAUUGGGAAACAGAAAACAACAAAGAAGAAAGAAGUGCCUCAUUAAUAGGAAAAGAACUACAGCAAAACUUGGAAAAACAAAAGAAUCUUAUAGCCGCUCUCCUGGUUGCAAUGGAUAGAGAAAGCUCCAUAAAAGAUAGAAAAAUCGGAGAGAGCAACGCAUAGAAAGGAUGUUAGGGACAGAGCAUUAAAGGAAAAGAAAAGAGAUAUAGAGAGAGAAGAAUUACAGAGAGAGAAUUACAGAGAGGAGUAGACAACAGUUCUGAGAGAAUGUGAAGAAGGACGAGUCAGAUAAGAAAUAAAUAAAAAAUAAAUAGCAUAAAGACAUAUUCAAGUAGAUAACAGAACAAGAAAAUUUACAAUGAAAGAGAUUCUUAUUUAGCUUCAACGUUAUUUGUUUUUGAGUUUACAUAUAUUGUUGGUCUCAUACAAUAAAGUUUUAUUAUUACG